Molecule: messenger RNA, 1366 nt
Organism: Pseudovirgaria hyperparasitica
Lineage: Eukaryota; Fungi; Ascomycota; Dothideomycetes; Acrospermales; Acrospermaceae
Exons: 2
Coding region: 47-1360 (437 amino acids)
Biological process (GO): malate transmembrane transport
Cellular component (GO): membrane
Molecular function (GO): malate transmembrane transporter activity
Source: RefSeq, a predicted model, not a curated record
AAAAGAUGGAAAACUGUAUAGAAGCCCCUAUAGAUGAUGUGAUAAAAUGGACCGCACUGUUUCAAAUCUUCCAGGAAUUCCAGAUCCAAUGGCCUUCAGACGCUCUGAAGAUGACAAUGCAAAUCGUCACCAACAUGCCGGACAGCAUCUUGACGAUAUCAGCCAUGCUCACGAGAGUGCUGUGCGUGCACAUCGACAGUCGCAUAUGAUGGUUAACGAUCCAUAUACUCUCCCACCCAACGGCCAUUCACCUCCUCCCAAACGUAUCGCGCAGAAAAGAUCCUUACUCCGAAACCGCAUUGGUAACUUCAAAUGGAACUGGUUUGCGUGUACGAUGUCAACUGGCGGUCUUGCAAUCGCCAUAUCUGAAUCACCCAAGGUCUUCAGCGGCAUGAAGACAAUCGGGAAGAUUUUUAUGAUCCUCGACAUUGUGCUAUUCAUAACCUUCACCUGCUGUAUCAGUACCCGCUUCAUACUCGAACCAAAAGCUUUCAAGCGCUCCCUUUCGGAUCCAACGGAAGCCUGGUUUUUUGGCUGCUGGUUCCUUUCGCAAGCGACCAUCAUCGGUAACAUUGAACAAUAUGGCAUACCUGCUUCAGGUCCGUGGCUAGUCAAGGCACAAGAGAUCCUCCUCUGGUGCUAUGUCGCUUUCACGAUCCCUCUUGGCAUCGGUCUGUUCGCAUACCACUUCGCAACGAACAAGAUCACGCUGGAUAAGAUCCAGCCAAGCAUGGCGUUGGGAAUCUAUCCGACUAUGCUCGCCGGUACACUCGCAUCUCUGAUUGCAUUAAAACAGCCGCCUAGUUCGGCACUCCCGAUCAUCAUCGGUGGCAUCGCUUUCCAGGGGCUGGGGUUCAUGAUCUCGUACUUGAUCUUCGCGAUCUUCAUAUAUCGUUGCUUUGCAAUCGGGCUACCAGCGCCACAGACGCGUGUUGGCAUGUUCAUCAUGGUCGGUUCACCCGGCUAUACGGCGGCGGCGCUACAGGGACUGGGAAACGCGGCGGCCAUGAAGUUUCCAGUUGGGUACAUGGGGACGAUGAUAUCUGCGGGUGAGGUUCUGAAAGUAGUGGCGACAGCAGUAAACGCGUGGCUUUGGCUAUUGUCUUUGACAUUCUUUGGCUGGUCGGUUGUAGGGGUUGGCUUUGGGCUGAAGGAGAUGCGAUUCGAUGUGACAUGGUGGGCGGUCGUGUUUCCAAAUGUUGGAUGGACGAUCGCGACAGCCUUGCUAGGGAAAUCACUAGAUAGUCAAGGUAUUCAAUGGGUUAGUUGUGGGAUGAUUGUUAUACUGGUCGUGUGCUGGAUUAUCGUUGCGUAUUCUAAUGUCAAAGCGAUAGCAGGAGGACAGUGUCCUCCGCCCUAAAUGAUG